AUGCUUGAGACGUGUUGGCUGAAGCUUCAGUCGUGGAAGGGGAGCAUGCUGACGGGCCUCGUGCACAGCCUCGAGCCCGACACCAGAGACAGACUCAGGGUUGCGGAACUGGUCGAGCAGAUGGACGAGCACGCGAAGGCUACCAUGGUCAGGCUUGCAGGCUUCAGGGAUGGGCCCGAGCCGGCUUCGGUUGACGUCGAGGGUCAGGAAAGGGUCUCCCGAGAAGAGUGA
Colletotrichum spaethianum is the source of this 231-nucleotide messenger RNA. RefSeq lists its product as uncharacterized. Lineage: Eukaryota; Fungi; Ascomycota; Sordariomycetes; Glomerellales; Glomerellaceae. The record is from RefSeq and is a predicted model, not a curated record. The transcript has a single exon. The coding region runs from base 1 to 231 and encodes 76 amino acids.